Rhagoletis zephyria (snowberry fruit fly) is the source of this 2511-nucleotide messenger RNA. RefSeq lists its product as uncharacterized. The record is from RefSeq and is a predicted model, not a curated record. NCBI's taxonomy places the organism in Eukaryota, Metazoa, Arthropoda, Insecta, Diptera, Tephritidae.
CGCAAGCCCCUUGAGGGUAAGAAGUCGGAUCAACGCAAAGGCGUCCCAGGUCCCAGUGGUUCGAGGACCAAAAAAGAAGUCCGACCAGCAGUCAGGGCGAAAAGGGACAGAAGAGCCGCUUCUAGACUACUGAGGAAGUUCGGCAAUGACCCGGUUCCCGAGAGUAUGAGGGAAGUGGUUGAGAGGGCGAGGGGCGUUCUCUCCGAAAGUCGUGAGCGACCUCAGGAAGGAAAUGCCGCCAACAAACCUGCACCCACUCACUCUCGUCCUAGGGAGCUGGGCAGCAAAAGGCAACGGUCAGCAGACAACGUGGAUGCUGCUCCUAAGAGGCCCAAAACCUCUAACGCUAACAGCCCUCUUAACCCUCCAAGGGCUCUGAGGGCUUUCAGUGAUGUGGCCAAGGACCACUUGAUCCUGGCAGUUAUGGAUAGGGGGCACCCGGAAGGAAACCUGACGGCCGACAACUGGAGGUCCGUCCUGGUGGGUCUCUGCCGGGUGUACAAGGAGAUUCUCCGGAAAAAUCCUGGCCCUGCGCCAACUGUCCGCGAUGCUGGUCUCUACCAAGGCCGCAUCAAAUUAGUUUCCUGCGCUGAUGAACGGUCGGCGCGACUUUAUAAGGAAGCAAUUUCUUCUCUUGGGGAACUGUGGCCCAGCGCUGACUUGGUGGCAGUGCACAGGGAUGAAAUCCCUUGUAAGCCGCGAGCCAGAGCCUGGGUCCCAGAGGAACCCUCGAGUCCUGAGGAGAUUCUGGAUAUCAUCCAGGUCUCAAAUGAUGCACUACCAGCCCUUGAUUGGAAAGUAGUGAAGGUCAGCGAGGUUAGGGAGCAGCAACGUUACAUCACCUUGGUGAUAAACGAGGAGUCUCUCCCGAUCCUUGCUGACUGCAAGGGAGUAAUUAGCUACGGCUUUUACUCCAUUACCCUCAAAACCCAAAAAGGGAAUGAGGGUAAAAUGAUAGAGCCGGGGAACACCGAGGGUGAACCCGAGGCUGGCAAUCUUCCGCCUAAAGGCGGCCCUAUAUCUGGAGCAGAAAACGCCUUGAGCGGUCCUGCUUCUAACCAAGAGGUCCAGGAGGUUCUCGAGGCCACUUGCCCGGUGGUGAGGUCAGACUCGGCAGCGGAAACAGAUAGCGAUACGCAAUCUGUUUCUGGUGACGGAUCGGUACUUAACCGGUGGACGAGGGAGUUCGGGAACCUGCUUCUGACGUCGGACUCAGAGGACGCCGAUGAUACCAUCGUUGAGGCGUUCGAUAGAACCCCGCCAGAAGUGAUGGACGGGGACGAUAUUUUAUAAGCUGUGGAUGAAGGUUCUACAAAUAAACCUUCAUCACUCUAAAGCAGCUUCUGCAGCUCUGCUCCUGCACCUCAGUGAUAGAGGGGAGGAGCUAGUUUUUGUCCAGGAGCCCUGGGUUGUUAAGCACAGGGUUUGUGGACUUAAUUCUGAUGCUUACCGCAUAGUGUCGGCACCUGUGGCAGUUCAGCGAUGAAGAUACGGUGAGCAUCUCUGUGGAAAGCCAAUCCACAACACUCUGGCUGGUCAGUACAUACAUGGCCUACGAUCGCCAAGACUGCCCUCCCGCUCGGUUACUGGACGUGGUGAAAGAGGCCAACUCGAGGAAGUUUCCCAUAGUCAUAGGAGCCGAUGCAAAUGCGCAUCACGCGGUAUGGGGAUCUACCGACAUCAACCCGAGGGGUGAGUUGUUACUUGAUUUUAUAUUAUUAUAUAAUCUAGCCAUCUGUAAUAUUGGUGAUAAACCCACUUUUGUAACCUCAAAUAGGAAGGAGGUAUUAGAUAUUACCUUAUCGUCUAGCGCUUUCUUUGAGAGUAUUAGGGAGUGGAAGGUACUGAGCGACCAUUCAUUCUCUGAUCACAUGUAUCUCUCAUUUGUAAUCUCCUUUGAACUUCCGGCCUCGGCCGCUUACAGAAACAAGAGACGUACUGACUGGACUAAGUUUAGGAAAGUACUCUCGGGGAAUUUGCUCAACAAGGCUUCUCUCAGUAAGCUAGGCUUACUGUCCCCACCUGAUGAAGCGGAGCUUUCUCUCGCAAACCUUGCUUCUCUCGGUGAGUUAGGCUCAUCGGAACAAAUUGAAGAAGCCGUUGAUUGCAUUACCGAAGCCUGUAAUUCGGCCUUAUCUGCUUCCUGCCCACUUGUACUUCCGAGAGGAAAGAAGAAGCCACACUGGUGGAGCAAAGAAAUCGCCUCUCUAAGGAAGGAAAGCAGGAUACUCUUUAAUGCGGCAAAGCGCGAUGGUUCUUGGGCUGCAUAUAAGGCAGCCCUGAAGAAAUUUAAAAAUGCCACCAGGAAAGCCCAAAGGGACUCCUGGAAGGAUUACUGCGAUAGCAUAGAGGGUCAGUCGGAGGGAAAUCGCCUGCGAAAGGUGCUUGCGAAAAGUCCGACGAACCCGAUGUAUAUUCAGAAACCAAAUGGUGACUGGACGUCAUCUCGUGAGGAAAUGCUUGAAGUCCUAAUGAACGCGCAUUUUCCAGGAUGUACUGCGGAGCCCAACA